CGUGGACGUAUUUCGAAUACCGAUCCAUACAAAAGUCCAUAAAUGAUAUAAUAAUAACAAAUAGUAAUAAUAGUAAUAGUAAUUAAUUUAUUUGUUUAAAAUUAUUUAAUAAAAUAUCAGUGGUGCCCAACAGUUUUGUACGUUAGUGUUAGUGCUUGUGGAUUAACAGAAGGAACAUUAGUUUUUUACUACAAUGGACACACCACAUCCAGACACCGGUUUGACCCCACGUCAAGUCGAAGUUUUGCAGGAAAGUUGGAAAGGACCUUCACAAAAUGUAGAGGAAACGGAGUGGAAGUCCUUAUGCGUUUAUUCACCGCUCAUCCCGAGUACAUGAAGUACUUUUCGAAUUUCUCCGAUGUGCCUUUGGAUCAGUUGAGGACUUUUGCAAGAUUUCGUCGACAUGGCCUAAACGUGGCCAGAUCUUUGGACCAGGCGAUAGGGGAAUUGAAUGAUGUUCCUAAAUUGGUAGAUAGAUUUACUGCUUUGGGUGUUACUCAUGGUGGAAGGAAGAUUUCCGAACAGGCCUUUCAGAUUUUAGUCCCCAAAAAUAGUAGGUCUCCUGAUUCCUACCUAGUUAUCCUGCUCUAG
Ctenocephalides felis (cat flea) is the source of this 591-nucleotide messenger RNA. RefSeq lists its product as uncharacterized. The record is from RefSeq and is a predicted model, not a curated record. Gene Ontology annotation, molecular function: oxygen binding; heme binding. NCBI's taxonomy places the organism in Eukaryota, Metazoa, Arthropoda, Insecta, Siphonaptera, Pulicidae. The transcript is spliced from 4 exons. Bases 304 to 591 code for a protein of 95 amino acids.